CGUAUUUAUCAUUACAUGUAAAACACCACUCCUUGAGCACAAAAAAAGUCUACUUUCGCCUCAAUUGCUCCUAAUCAUGCGUCGCCCUCGUGCCCGAAAAAAGGGGCGCAUAGAUCAACUACCGUGGCUGUCGAUCAUUGCAGGAGCAGCCGCACUGCAACUUCUUCACGCCCUUCCCAGUGCGGGGGCGAUUCAAGUCAAGAAAACAGCAGCCAGCAAAAAUGGUAAUGGAGCAACAGCGGCGCACCAGUUGAAGAAGCAUAAGAUCUUCACGAGAGCAACCGCCAACGAGAGCCCCCACGCUGCCCCAAACACACCCGUGCACGACAACCCCUACCCGGCCGUCCACGACCGGAAUGAAGCGGACUUUGUCGAGGACACUGACAUAUCAAAUGUAAAAAUGUCUGGGUCUGGAAGGUUCUGACACUUGUCAUGCACGUUUUGCAUGAGCCCUGAUGUCUGUGAUGCAUGCCCUAGCAUCACAGAUUUUUUGAGAGCUUCUUGAUGCCUAUUUCGCAUGACAAAUGCCCUCUCCACGUAGCAAAAAUUACAUUCCUUGUGGUACUCAUGCAAUACAGAUUUUUCUGGAAUCCAAAUGCAGCAUCACUAGUUGCAUUCUUCCAGACCCAGACAUUUUUACAUUUGAUACGACAAGGACGACGGCAGCUGGCAGGCCAACAACCGGUACGACACGCUGCGGCACAGCAUCGCUAUCAAAUGUAAAAAUGUCUGGGUCUGGAAGAAUGCAACUUGUCAUGCUGAUUUUGGAUUCUAAAAAAAUCUGUAUUGCAUGGGCAGCAAUAGGAGCCCAGUUUGUGCUACGCGGGGAGGGCAUUUGUCAUGCGGGAUAGGCAUCAGGAAGGCCUCUAAAAAUAUGUGAUGCCAGAUCAUGCAUUACAGACAUCCUGAGUCAUGUAAAAUAUGCAUGACAAACCGGGGACGUUCUUAUGCAGUCAGCUGGAUGACUGUGACCUGGCUCGUACUGUGAACGCAGCUGGAUGACUGUGACCUGGCUCGUCUUCGAUGGGCAGGCGGAUGACUGUGACCUGUCUCGCCCAUCAAGAUCCCUAAUCCGUAGCUCCUAGACGUUGCCUGGCCCGCGAGUGACCUGGUUAUAAAGGGCUUCGUCGAUCGAUUGCGCCACUAGGGCCUUGUGUUCUGGCUACUCCGGAUCGCAAUCGAUGGAGGGCGGGACCUGCACCGGCGACAGGCGCUAUCCAACCAACCAACCAACCAAACCUGGUAACCUUCCAGACCCAGACAUUUUUACAUCUGAUAAUCGCGCACGCCAAGGAACUCGCGGCCAAAGCCAAGGAAGAUCUUCCGGGCUACACGCUCAGGUACGAAGAGUCGCAAAAGCAUUUCGGGUCGUUUUCGGAGCGGAAAAAGAGUCUCGACGAGGAGGUGAAAGCGAUCAAGGAGCUGGAAGACGCGGAGUUCGAAAAGCUCGUCGAGAUCAAGAAGCAGAGCUACGAAGAGGAAAUUCUGGUGAAGAAAAAGAAAAAGCUGCUCGAGCAGAUGAUCGAAAACCAGCGGAAGAGGGAGGCGGAUUUUUUGAAACAGAAACAAGAGCUGGAACAAAAGUUGCAACAGGAAGAGAAGGACUUGCAAGCCCAAGUGGACAAAAGCUCGAAGGAAUUGCAGCAGGCGGAGGACUAUCAAAUGCAAAUAUGUCUGGGUCUGGAAGGUUGCAACUUGUGACGCUGUCUCUGAAUUCGAAAAAAAUUCUGUAUUGCAUGACCAGCAACAGGGGUCCAGUCUGUGCUUCUACGCGGAGAGGCCAUUUCUCAUGCGGGAGAGGCAUCAGGAAGCCCUCUAACAAUCUGUGAUGCUAGGUGAUGCAUUACAAGCAUCAUGGGACAUACAAAAUAUGCAUGACAAAUGUGGCUUUCUUCCAGACCCAGACAUUUUUACAUUUGAUAAGGAGAAUUUCGAGGAGGUUGAGAGAAUGAUCAAAUCCUCGGACGAAUACGACAAAACUUCGAAAAGCGUCGACGUGCUAGCGGCGAAACGGAAGGAGUUGGUGAAAAGGCAGGAAGAUUUUGAACGGGAGUACAAACAAGUCGUCGAAAAUCACGAAGCGGCGGAAAAAGAUUACAAGUUCGCCAAGCAGAACGUCUUGGAUACGAAAGAAACGGAAGAGGCGCUAAACGUACUUCUGUUCUGAUGAUGUUUUUUGUAUUGUGAUGCGUACUUACCCUUACGCUACUGGAACUACUUACACCAGCUACAUAUUUUUACAUUGCCAUCAUGAUGCUGAUGGAUCUUCGCAAUACAAAUCUUAUCAGGCCGACCUGGACGACGCCGCAGCCAAACUCUCCGAAUACUCGACCAGCGAUACCAACCCCUGGUCAGGUAUGGAAGUGUCAGAAUCGAAAUUGGCAAAAUCGAAAAACUUGUGAUGCACAAAAUCGAUGUCAGUUGGAGCCUCAGUUUUUCAGUGGCGCAUAACAAAUUUCGGAAGCACCCAAACCCCGUCUGUCAUGCUGUUUGGACAAAGAAGACUCCUCCUGUCAUGCUGCUCUGGCAGCACAUUGUAUACUCCAAAACAGGCUUACAAUCGGUCUCAUUUGCCUGCCCCCCAAUACAGGCCUUCGGUGUCGGUGUCCUACAUUUUAUGCAUCACAAAUUUUUGUUCGAUUUUGUCGAUUUCGCUUCUGACACUUCCAUAUCAGGCUUGAUGGGCGGGGACGUGCAAGAGCCCGAAAAGGAGCCGAAAAACAGCUCUGGUCGCUUGUUUCACUUGAACCCAGCGGUGCUGAUCUUGCUGUUGGCAGGUUUGAUCGCGCUCAGCAUGGUGUAUGUGUCGGGUGCCAGCGUCUCAGUGCUGGUUUGGGGAAAGUAAGGAUCUGCCUGAAGUAGAUCAUUGGAUUUUCAUCUAAGAAGAUGUCGAGGACAAAAAAUCGAGUUUCGUUUUUUCCAAAUCGAUCUUCAUUUCGUUUCUUCAUCUUUUCCAUUUUUGAGCCCGGGAGAGCAUAUUUAGAGGUCCUGGCUGCUUCAGAAAAAACAAAUUGAUCUGCAGUAUUUCAGCUGGAACACGUUCAUGAGGCUCUGUUCAAAGGUCCUAGGCGUUUGUCG
This is a messenger RNA of Amoebophrya sp. A120, 3078 nucleotides long. The record is from the annotation of a GenBank genome assembly. NCBI's taxonomy places the organism in Eukaryota, Dinophyceae, Syndiniales, Amoebophryaceae.